Antechinus flavipes (yellow-footed antechinus) is the source of this 1714-nucleotide messenger RNA. It is a transcript of the gene RPS6KB2, whose product is annotated as ribosomal protein S6 kinase B2. Bases 30 to 1451 code for a protein of 473 amino acids. Gene Ontology annotation, molecular function: ATP binding; protein serine/threonine kinase activity. NCBI's taxonomy places the organism in Eukaryota, Metazoa, Chordata, Mammalia, Dasyuromorphia, Dasyuridae. The record is from RefSeq and is a predicted model, not a curated record. Gene Ontology annotation, biological process: protein phosphorylation; signal transduction. The transcript is spliced from 15 exons.
GGACGCGGGGCGCCGGCGCCCGGGCCGCCAUGGCGGCGGUGUUCGAUAUUGACCUGGAGACCGAAGAAGGCAGCGAGGGCGACGGCGAGCCGGAGCUCAGCCCUGCGGAUAUGGACCCGGAUUUGAGGACAGCUGCUUGUUUGGAGCCCGUGGGGCACUACGAAGAGGUGGAAUUGUCAGAGACCUGUGUGAACCCUGGAACCGAGCGCAUCGGCCCCCACUCUUUUGAGCUCCUCCGAGUCCUGGGCAAAGGGGGCUAUGGCAAGGUAUUCCAGGUCCGGAAGACACAAGGCACCAAUGCAGGGAAGAUAUUUGCCAUGAAGGUGUUGAGGAAAGCAAAAAUUAUGCGCAACGCUAAGGACACGGCCCACACGCGGGCCGAGCGGAGCAUCCUGGAGGCCGUGAGGCACCCCUUCAUCGUGGAGCUGAUCUAUGCUUUCCAGACCAGUGGCAAGCUCUAUCUCAUUCUGGAAUGUCUCAGUGGAGGGGAGCUCUUCAUGCAGCUGGAGCGGGAGGGCAUCUUCAUGGAGGACACGGCCUGUUUCUACCUGGGGGAGAUCACGCUGGCCCUGGGCCAUCUCCACUCGCAGGGCAUCAUCUACAGGGACCUGAAGCCCGAGAACAUCAUGCUGAGCAGCCAAGGUCACAUCAAGCUGACGGACUUCGGCCUGUGUAAAGAGUCCAUCCACGAGGGCUCCGUCACUCACACGUUCUGCGGCACCAUCGAGUACAUGGCGCCCGAGAUCCUCACCCGCAGUGGCCACAACCGGGCCGUGGAUUGGUGGAGCCUGGGAUCCCUGAUGUACGACAUGCUCACAGGAAUGCCGCCCUUCACUGCAGAGAAUCGCAAGAAGACGAUCGACAAGAUCCUGAGGGCGAAGCUGGCGCUGCCCGCCUACCUCACGCCCGACGCUCGGGACCUGCUCAAGAAGUUUUUGAAGAGAAACCCCAGCCAGCGACUUGGGGGUGGACCCGGGGAUGCAGCGGAUGUCCAGAAACACCCUUUCUUCCGCCACAUCAACUGGCAAGACCUCUUGGCUCUCCAGGUAGAACCGCCGUUCCGGCCCAACCUGCAGUCGGACGAGGACGUGAGCCAGUUUGACACUCGCUUCACGAAGCAGACGCCCGUGGACAGCCCCGACGAAUCUGCGCUCGGUGAGAGCGCCAACCAGGUCUUCUUGGGCUUCACCUACGUGGCCCCCUCGGUCCUGGAGGGCAUCAAGGAAGGCUUCUCGUUCCAGCCCAAACUGCGGUCCCCUCGGCGCCUCAACAGCAGUCCCCGCACCCCCAUCAGCCCCCUGAAAUUCUCACCUUUUGAAGCGUUCCGACCCAGUCCCGGCGCCCCGGAGUCCAUGGAACUACCCCCACCCCCGGUCAGUUCAGCCCCGCUUCCCAUCCGGACUCCCGCCGGCAAGAAGUCCAAGAAGGGCCGGGGCCGCUCCGGGCGCUAGAGGGGCCGCCGCGUGUCCCAGCCACCCUCGAACUCUGAUCCCCGCCUCCCCUUGACCCCUCGAAAGGAUUUCCUGGCAUUGGCCUGGAAGUGCUGUAGGCCCCUUGGGCCAGGCUGAAUGAAGUGCCCUUGGGGGCGGGGAGGCACCUUUUGCACAGAAUCAUGGGAACGGACUGCUGCAGCCUCAGUGGGCAGCGAGUGCCCCCUCCCCCCCCCGCCCGGCUGCUGGGCUGCGGCUUUUAGCAAAUAAAUAUUGGAAUCGUG